Molecule: messenger RNA, 2028 nt
Organism: Oikopleura dioica
Lineage: Eukaryota; Metazoa; Chordata; Appendicularia; Copelata; Oikopleuridae
Source: the annotation of a GenBank genome assembly
AUGUCGAUAAGGGAUUAUAAACUUCUGCUGGUUGGAGGGUGGGAUGGAUUAAAGAGACGACAUCAGUGUUGGUUUUUUAAUCUUAGGACGCGGCAGUGGAUUUUGUUGAGGGAGACCAUUCCAAGCGGAGAUGUUGAGCAGAGUCCUGCCGGUCUUAGUUCCCAUUCUUUUUGCCCAGUUAGCGCUGAUACCUACGUUGUUACUGGGAGAGAAGGCUCUGUUCGAUUCCAGAAGAGAUUCGCCUGCAUAUUUUCCCUGAAAAUCUCUGAAGGAGAGGGAGAAGUUCCAAAGUACGAGUAUGCUAGAGUCUCUCAUCAAAUGGGCUCGAGAUCUGGUCACAGUUCUCAUUAUGCUCCAAGCUUUUGCCGCGGGAAGAAAAAGUGUCCGAAUCUGUUGAUGAUCGGCGGAAGAAAUGAAGAAACGAUAGAUUCUAUGCCUCUCUCAUCGUUUACAAAUGUGAAAACACCCGAGUUUGACGCGAAACAGAAGGUGAUUCUUGAUUCAGUAAAAAUGAAACUGAAUAGCAUCAAGCCUGCCUUUCGAAUUCACGCUUCUCUAUCAGUCGACAACUGGAUAGUUCUCCACGGAGGACUCGUGUUCAACAAAAUACGCGACAAUGUCCUCGGCGACUCGUUGAUUCUAUACGACUCUAGCUCUUCCAGGUGGCACACGAUCAAAAUCAGCGGCGACAACAAUUGUCUUCUGAAAAGAUUCGGCCAUACAAAUUUAUCCAAGAUGAGACUCGUUAGUCUAUUCGUUGUCGGAAUAAUUUGUCAACAAGUCGAUCCUUCGGCCGACAAGCGUUUGCCGUUGAAAUAUAAGAAAGGCGAUUUUAAGAAAUCCCUCAAAUCAUCUUCUGAUGGAGAAACGAGCUUCACCAAAGAGUUCUACGAGCAAGACCGAAAGACACAGCAAAUGCUCUGUCGAGGUCUUGUUGAAAUCGAUUACAGCAAAGCAUCAGCCGUUGAAAUUCUGAUUCGAAUAAUGGAGCUAAUCGAAGUGACGGGAACCAUCGACGAGGUCGAAAGCAAGUUGACCGUCAUGCUCAACAUGGACAAACUAGAGGAGUUAAAAUCGACACCAAAUGACACUCACCUAACAAUCUCAGAACUUUCAAAUAGCCUGAACGAUCUGCUCUACCCCGUUCAACUCGACGAGCGAAAUCUCCUCGAAAAGACUCUUGAUCGACUUGGAAUCGACAUGAUGACGUUCUAUGUGAUCGUUGGUGGCACGAUCGUUUUUUCUACCAUAACUUUCGUCCGAUUUCACGGAAGAGGAUUGGUGGAGCAAUUUGGUGUCUCGAUUUUGCUGAAAAUAACUUUAACUGUUCUUUGGCUUCUAAAUUUACCCGCAGCGUAUGAAAAAGCGCUGCAGAAAGAAACUGCUGAAUGGAAAGCCGCUCAAUUCAAAGAAAUUCCAAAUGAAUGCCGAGGAUCGCGUUCUAUAACCGACCGUUUGUCCGGCUUCUUUUCGUUCGACACGAUAGACCCUUGCGUCAAAUAUCACCAAGGAAUGAUUGAACCAAGAUAUCGAGUUUCUUGGUUCGCUGUUGCUACGAGUUCUUUCAUGGAAAUAAUCAACCCGGUUUUUACUGAAGUAGCGAGGGGAAUAAGAUCCAGUUUGGAUACGCUCUUGGAUGGAAAGGGCUUCUAUCAUCAAUUGAUUUACUCUCUUAUCACCCUCAUCGUCUUCAUCUUUUCCUUCAUGUGGAUUACCGGAUUCAAGUUCAAGCUCUCCAGCCUCCUCUUCGGCAUCGAAUUCGGCCCAGAACCACAGGAAAAUCAAAAAUCGAAACCAAAAGAAGACGAAAAGAAACUUUUGAUGAUCGAGAACGCUCUUCAGAAAAUGGAGGCCCUGCAGCUGGAAAUGUCCAAAACCCUCCACGAUUCAAAACAACGUGCCAAAUUCGCGGCUAAAUUCAGCCUCCCGGCUCCCAAACCCGGGCCAAGUGGAGACCACUUGCCAGUUGAAAACAUCUCUCAAAGAGAAAACGAUGAUUCCGAUGGCGAUUUCGAAUGCGUCAACUAA